CCGCGCAUGCGGGGCUCACACGGCUGCAGCCGGCGCCGCUGCCACUCCCGGGAGCAUGAAGGACCGAACCCAGGAGCUCCGCACGGCCAAGGACAGCGAUGACGAUGAUGAUGUCACUGUCACCGUGGACCGGGACGGCUUCAUGGAUGAGUUCUUUGAACAGGUGGAGGAGAUCCGCGGCUUCAUUGACAAGAUCUCGGAGAACGUGGAGGAGGUGAAACGGAAGCACAGCGCCAUCCUGGCCUCCCCCAACCCUGAUGAGAAGACGAAGGAGGAGCUGGAGGAGCUCAUGUCUGACAUAAAGAAGACCGCAAACAAAGUUCGCUCCAAGUUAAAGAGCAUUGAGCAGAGCAUCGAGCAGGAGGAAGGCCUCAACCGCUCAUCCGCGGACCUGAGGAUCCGAAAGACACAGCACUCCACGCUGUCCCGCAAGUUUGUGGAGGUCAUGUCCGAGUACAAUGCCACGCAGUCUGACUACCGUGAGCGCUGCAAGGGCCGCAUCCAGAGGCAACUGGAGAUCACUGGCCGGACCACGACCAGUGAGGAGCUGGAGGACAUGCUGGAGAGCGGAAACCCCGCCAUCUUUGCUUCUGGGAUCAUCAUGGACUCCAGCAUCUCAAAGCAGGCUCUGAGCGAGAUUGAGACGCGGCACAGUGAGAUCAUCAAGCUGGAGAACAGCAUCCGUGAGCUGCACGACAUGUUCAUGGACAUGGCCAUGCUCGUGGAGAGCCAGGGGGAGAUGAUUGACAGGAUUGAGUACAACGUGGAACAUUCGGUGGACUAUGUGGAGAGGGCCGUGUCUGACACCAAGAAGGCCGUCAAGUACCAGAGCAAGGCACGCCGGAAGAAGAUCAUGAUCAUCAUCUGCUGCGUGGUCCUGGGCAUUGUCAUCGCCUCCACGUUUGGAGGCAUCUUCGGCUAGAAAGCACCCCACCGGCCACCCCACUCGGACGGUCUGCCCUCAGGAGGCCCCCUGGCUGCUGCCGCCUUCAGGCUCGGAGCCCCUUCCUUCCCAGCCCACGCCGCCCCUUUCUCUGCCGUAGGGCCCUCCGUACCCACCGUGCCCUGAGCCGUCGUGUGCAUGAUCUCUGUGACAGUGUGUGUCUAUACCGGGGAGCGAGCGGGCUGGGGCAGGUCCGCAGCAAGGACAGACUCAGGCCCUGGCCCAGGCUGCCUCCCCCUUCCCAGGUGGCGCUGCCGGGGGUAGCCGUGCUCCCCUUCCCCCGCCUCCCGUUAAUCCCACCCCAGCCUGGGGUCUGCCCUGACCUCUGGCCUCUCCAGCUGUGCCCCGAAGCCGAGCCCCCUAAGGGGUGGGGACCAGCUGGCCGCACGGUGCUGCUUUUCAGGCUAAGGAAGGGGUGGCCCUGAGAGGCAGCCCAGCUCUAAGCCUCUACCAGCUGACCACUGCCAGGGAGGCUCAGGGUGCAGUGGCCAGGUGGCUUCUGGCUUUGCCAAGACCGGGCUCCCUGCCCGCGUCGGGGCAGAGUCCAGCAGGUCUUGGCCGCCUCAUACUCCCUUCCCACG
Molecule: messenger RNA, 1524 nt
Organism: Neomonachus schauinslandi (Hawaiian monk seal)
Lineage: Eukaryota; Metazoa; Chordata; Mammalia; Carnivora; Phocidae
Gene: STX1A
Product: syntaxin 1A
Exons: 10
Coding region: 56-922 (288 amino acids)
Biological process (GO): intracellular protein transport; exocytosis; synaptic vesicle fusion to presynaptic active zone membrane
Cellular component (GO): endomembrane system; presynaptic active zone membrane; plasma membrane
Molecular function (GO): SNAP receptor activity; SNARE binding
Source: RefSeq, a predicted model, not a curated record